Leucoraja erinaceus (little skate) is the source of this 2250-nucleotide messenger RNA. Its product is annotated as ras-interacting protein 1-like. Lineage: Eukaryota; Metazoa; Chordata; Chondrichthyes; Rajiformes; Rajidae. The record is from RefSeq and is a predicted model, not a curated record. Gene Ontology annotation, biological process: regulation of GTPase activity; angiogenesis; negative regulation of Rho protein signal transduction. Gene Ontology annotation, molecular function: GTPase binding. The annotation marks the transcript as partial. The transcript is spliced from 8 exons. Gene Ontology annotation, cellular component: cell-cell junction.
AUACAGGGCAAGAGCCACACCUUUGGGAACACCAACCAGUCCGCGGAGAAUCUGGCCCCCGACACCUCAAUUAUUGCUCCAGACAUCUUGCCCCUGCAUUUCCGCAUUCGCCGGGUCAACAAAGAAGGCCGGGACCCCUCGGCCUACGUCAGGCCUUACCCAGGGGCCCUGUUGACCAAGAAUGGCUCCCCGGUUCAGGGGGAGACCUGCAUCACCUCAGGAGACCUCCUUGGUUUGGGUCGGCACGUUCUCCUGAUGUUCCGCGACCCAGGGAAGUAUUCGGCCCGCCCGGAUUGGUAUCCGGCCCCUCCCGCAGGGAAGCAGGGGGACCCCAGCCCGUUCUCCUGCCUCCUCUGCGGCCGCGGGCCCCAGGAAAGUCAGGAGGCCUUUCGGGCCUACCUGGAGAGCAGGGAAUUGGUGCUAAAGUUCCGGGGGCAGGACCAGGCUGAGACGACGGCCAUUUUGGAGGAGGCCGUGAGAGGGGGCGGUUGCCCUGGCGACGGGGAGAAAGAGGCCGAAGCCUCCGGCCUAGUUCCGGCCUACUUGCUUGCCAUCUGUAUACGGCACGUUUCGGAGAGCCUGGGACCCUGGCUGGUGCCCCCCUUCCUUCUCAAGGUGGCCAAGGCAGUCAAGAAGGCGGCUUGGGAAAAUAUCAAGGAUGUCGGAACGAAGGAGGAGGAGAGAGAAUCACAGGACUACCCCACCCCCCAGGGGUCAGAGGUGGAAACCUUGAAGGCCGACCUGCGCCCUCUAAUUUACUGGAUGGCCAACUCUAUCGAACUCCUCAACGUUGUGCAAAAAACAGCCAUGGAGGUUGAAGAAGAGGUUGAAGAUGGGAUUAACACACUCACCCCCUCUCUCUCUCCUCCGGCAGAUUUUCUCCAGGACCGACCAACAUCGGUGGAGCCGGAUCCGGCCGAUGAAUCCCUGGUCGUGUUGGAUGAGGUUCUCGUCUGCAUGUUCCAGCGAUGCGUGUACCACCUCACCAAGACCCUCCACUCUGCCCUCCCGUCCCUCCUAGACACCAACCCCUUCGCUGCAGGAGUGUGCGAGGGAGAGGAGAAGGAGGGUGGAGGAGGGGAAGGCGAGGGAGAUCUCCCUCGAUUCCCAGCUGGAGUAGAGAAGGUGGUGGACAUUUUCCGGGCUGCCCUGGAUCUGGGCCGGGCCUCCCAGCUCCACCCUGACCUGAUGUCCCAGAUGUUCGGCUAUGCGUUCUUCUUCUGCGACUCCUCCUUGCUCAACGCUCUGAUGGAACGAGGAGAACGGUCUCCCUUCUACCAGUGGACCAGGGCCGUGCAGAUAAGGACCAACCUGGACCUGGUCCUGGACUGGCUGCAAGAGGUGGCGCUGGGAGACAUUGCGGCUUUGUACUUCAGAAAGUUCUCAGCUGCUGUAAACCUUCUCUGCAUUCCCAAGACCAAUCUCCUGAAGAUGAGUUGGACCAACAUACACAAAGGCCAUUCAGCCAUAAACACAGCCCAGGUUUGGCAUCUCCUUCGAAACUAUCACUUGGGUAAAAACCAGAGUCACCCCACAGGCUGGAACCCUCCGGAGGAGACUGAGAGGCUACAGAGAGGAGACAUCUACGAGAGUUUCACGGACCACCCCCCUCUCAUCCUCCCUUCGCAAGGUUUCACCCUCCCCCUCUCCCCCUCCACAGACUCCGUCCCCUCCUUGUGGAGCGAGUGUCUCUACCGUCGACUCAGUGCCCUUCGCCUCUCGGUGUGGGAGAGGGAGAGGGAGAAGCUUCCAGCAAACCAGAGGCCUGGCGUCUGAGAGAUUGAGAGAGGGGGGAGGGGAGGGAAAGUCGCAGUGAUACAGCACGGAAACAGGCCCUUCGGCCCAACUUGCCCACACUAGCCCAUCUACACUAGUCCCACCUGCCCACGUUUGGCCCAAAUCCCUCCAAACCCGUCCUAUCUAUCCAUGUACUGACAAUAGACAAUAGGUGCAGGAGUAGGCCAUUCGGCCCUUCCAGCCAGCACCGCCAUUCAAUGUGAUCAUCCCCAAUCAGUACCCCGUUCCUGCCUUCUCCCCAUAUCCCCUGACUCCACUAUUUUUAAGAGCCCUAUCCAGCUCUCUCUUGAAAGCAUCCAGAGAACUGGCCUCCACCGCCCUCUGAGGCAGAGAAUUCCACGGACCAAGUGUUGGGAUAGUCCCAGCCACAACUACCUCCUCCGGCAGCUAGUUCCGUACACCCACCACACUCUGGGUGGAAAAGCUACCCCUCAGGUUCCUAUUUAAUCUUCC